Penicillium argentinense is the source of this 801-nucleotide messenger RNA. RefSeq names its product peroxiredoxin-like family protein. Bases 1 to 801 code for a protein of 266 amino acids. NCBI's taxonomy places the organism in Eukaryota, Fungi, Ascomycota, Eurotiomycetes, Eurotiales, Aspergillaceae. The record is from RefSeq and is a predicted model, not a curated record. The transcript is spliced from 2 exons.
AUGCCAGAGAAGCUCUGCACCGACAUGGCCACCGAUCAAGAGACAAGGUCCGUCCCAGCAUCCGCAACCACGAAAGACGACUCCCAGAUCGCAACGGUCGCUGCGCCAGCCAACGAGAGUGCCCAUGCCGCAGAUGAUAAAAACAACGAGCGCACCGGAAAUGAUGCGUUGCCAUCCCCGGAGGCUUGCCAGAAAGUCGAGAAUUAUCAGGUGUUGGAUCGCGAGGGCAACGCGCACCCGUUCAAGAGUCUUUACCAGGGUCCUGAUACAGCACAACGCGUGCUGAUUAUCUUUGUUCGGCAUUUCUUCUGCGGUAGUUGCCAAGAAUUCUUGAUCUCUUUGUCGCAAGCCAUAAAGCCAGACGACCUCGCCCGGCUCCCCACGAGCACAUCAAUCGUCGUCAUCGGCUGUGGCGAUCCGGGCUUGAUUGAGUUUUAUGCGACUCAUACCGAAUGCCCAUUCCCGAUGUAUGCUGAUCCGACGCGAAAGCUGUACGACGACCUCGGAAUGACAAACACCUUGGCCCUUGGCUCAAAGCCCGAAUACAUUCGCAAGAGUAUGCUGCGCAUCAUCGGAGAAUCAAUCAUCCAAGGCUUGAAGCAGAUCCCGAGUGGCUUGGCGACCAAAGGCGGGGACAGCAGACAGGUCGGCGGUGAGUUCCUCUACGAAAUAACAGCAGCCGGCUUGCAAAAGCAAGUGACUUGGUGCCACAGGAUGGAGACGACACGCGACCACACCUCGAUCGACAAACUAGUACGGGUACUCGACCCAGGUGGUCAAUAUUUGCAACGGGGGACUUAG